CCAGAAAUCUCAACUAUUUCUAUAUGCUCUCCAUUGGUGAGGCGUCUUCAUUAGUCAAAAAGCGUGGGCGGGACUCUUGCUCUCUGCAGCGAGUCAAAGAGAAAGGCAAUAAAGGGAGGCAGGAGCUGCACUUUGCCGACGAGCAUCUCUGCCGUCCUGCUUCAGUACAGUGUUCACUGCCCCUGAUCAACGAAAAAUACACAGGGACUCCUCUGAGAAAAAAAAAAAAAAAAAAGCAACCAACAACACAGAGUUCAUCAAUGUAACUCCGGUCAGUCAGAAACUGCGCCGAUCACCUGGAUAAGUCCAUCCUGACAAGAGGCGAGAUACAGACAGAGAAAAAUAGGAGACAGAGUCAAACGCGAGUGGAGUGUUGACGUGAAACUGUGAAGGAAAAGAGAAGAAUAUGAUUGUCAAGCAGCACUUGAUCUUCAUCCUUUACAGCCUCUGUGCAAGCGUCUUUAAAGUGGCUGGGACAAAAAGCAAAGUGAAAGGUAGCCAGGGUCAGUUCCCCAUAACUCAGAAUGUGACGGUGGUGGAGGGGGGCACAGCUAACAUGACCUGUCGUGUGGAUUACAAUGAUAACACUUCCCUCCAGUGGUCAAACCCAGCACAACAGACCCUGUUCUUUGGGGACAAGAAAGCCCUCAGGGACCACCGAAUCGAGCUGGUGCGAGCUUCAUCGCAGGAGCUCACCAUCAAAAUCAGUGACGUCAGUCUGUCGGACGAGGGCCAGUACACCUGCUCGCUCUUCACCAUGCCCGUCAAGACCACCAAAGCCUUUCUCACCGUUCUGGGAGUGCCAGGACGGCCAGAGAUCACAGGAUUUACCAAGCCAGCCAUGGAGGGGGACGCAAUCACACUGACGUGCACCACACCAGGCAGCAAACCAGCCGCCAACAUCCGGUGGUUCCGCAAUGACAAGGAGGUCCAAGGCACUAGGGAGGUGAACGCUACAGGAAAGUCAUUCUCGGUGAGGAGUAGCCUCCAGUUCCAGGUGGAUCGACGGGAUGACGGCGUUGCGUACACCUGCAGCGUGGAGCACGUGUCUCUGUCCAACCCACACACGACCACCGAGGUCCUGGAGGUCCACUAUGCUCCUCAUCUGGAGAUCGCACAUUCAGUAAUUAUCCCACAAGAAGGACAAUACUUCAAACUGGAGUGUGUUUCCAAAGGAAACCCAAAACCAGAGCCAGUGCUGUGGUCUAAAGAUGGAGGAGAGCUGCCAGACAUUGAGCGUAUGAUCGUGGAGGGCAGGGAGCUCACCAUCACCACACUAAACAAAACAGACAAUGGCACAUACCGCUGUGAGGCCAGCAACCACCUGGGGACCAGCAGCGCUGAAUAUAUACUGUUUGUAUAUGCCAAAGACUUUCCAGGGCCUACGACAGAUCCUAAUGCUUUAGGCCAACACGGACCUGACCACGCUUUAAUCGGCGGUGUCGUUGCAGUCGUGGUCUUCAUCACUUUGUGUUUGAUAAUAGUCCUCGCACGAUAUCUGGCGAGACAUAAAGGGACGUAUCUGACGCAUGAGGCCAAAGGAGCGGAGGACGCCCCCGAUGCUGACACAGCUAUCAUUAAUGCUGAGGGAAACCAUGUGCACGCAGAGGAGAAGAAAGAGUAUUUCAUCUAGGCUGCUUUUACCGUUUCCCUUCAUUUCAUGACAACUUUCAACCACAGACGUACAAUUUUAAGCUGCCUCAGUGUGACAAAAUAAUCUGGUUAUUUUACUGAUGAUUACUUUGGUUUUUCUGGAAAGCUCAUGCUUGGAUGUGCUCCUUUUCCAAACAUUCAAACUCGCAAAAUAGCCUUCUCCUUUUUGUAAUUAACAUAAAACAUAUCAGUUGGGUUAUUUUAUUUCAGUUACACUGUGCCUAAAGGCUGUACAAUUUUUUGCCAGUUCUUUCGUUGCCUGCAUUAACUUUUUUUCUCUUUUACUUUACAUGUUACACAACUUUUUGCAGGUUUUUCUAAAAUUCAGAAGCAACAACAAAUGUUCAUUUACUCAAGUUUUUUUUUUUUUCCUUUAAGGGCAGAAUAUGUUAAAUACAUCAAUUCAUCAAAUAUUAAUAUCAAAGGAUUAAAUAAUUGUCUUGGGUGUUGCCUGGAGUGUUCCUCAGUACAGCCAUACUGCACAUGUUAAAAAACAUAAAAUCAUAGAACCAAACAGAUACUUUGGCAAAACAAAAUGUAGAAGCACAAUCUUUGCGAUUGUCUUUGGAUGAAAUCAUGUCCCUCCCAGCACCGUCUGUAAAUUCCUGCACUGGUUUAUUUUCAGUUUUUUGCUGACACUCUUGAUUUGUCUGAACACAGAACACGUUGGAAAAAUUAAAGCACAAAGUCUGAGGACUAACGCAGAGGGGGGGAAAAAAACACAUCAACUGUUUCUUGUCUCAGGAUUCAAUAUGAGUCUAGAUGGAGGGACGGUGCCAGACACAUGAUGAAGAUUUCGGUUAACGUCAUGAACUUUUCAUUUUGGUUGGGUAUUUGACGUAAGCUCCAAACUGAAUGAGUGGAACCUUCCAGGGGUGUAGUAUUUAUGUUGAAUUUUAUUGAACAACUAUGCUCAAUGUGUGGAUAUUGCUGUAAAAUACUUUGCUAACGUGAAUAUUGGUGAACAAUAUUGUCGAAUCUUGGGAUCCCUGACACAUUACAAUUUGUAUAUUAGCAGUAUUUAAAGUAUUCCACAAGUUUUUUUUUCUUCCCCCAUUUAUCCAACAAUGGUAUGUUUUGCCAAAAGGCGUGUAAAUAAUAUGUAAGUAUUCGAUUUUAGUAAAAGGAAGAAAAACUGGUUAUUUUAACUUCAGAUCAUAUCAGUUCACAUCAAUUUGAUGAGAGUGUUUUCACACUUUUGAAGAUUUCUUCAAACAGGGAUUCUAAUAAAUUGCUUAAAAUGUUAAAAAAAUAAGAAAAAAAUGAAAAUAUAUGUAUUUAUUAUUAUGACUGAUUGACAUUUAUUAUAUGAUACUAUAUUGAUUGAUAUUAUUGCUGUUAUUCCUAAAGUAGUUGUCUGACAUUAACUUUUCCAUUUUUUAAUCCUAUAACUUAUCAUGAAAAAGACAAGUAUCACCGUUAUGGCCUUUGAGUUUGCUGCAAACAGUAUUAAUGACAUGUUGAGGCAUUGGUGAAUCAGACAUCCCCUCAUUGUAUAUAAUCACCACAUCAAAGACACUGAACCACAUUGCCAAUGCUCAUACAUGUUAUUUUGUUAGUUCAGUAUGAUGCUAUAAAUAACUCAUUUUGUACAAAGGUUUAAUUGCUGUAAUUAAUUUUGCUUUUUAUGGGGGAUGUGUGAGGUUUGCUUUUUUUUUCUCCUCUCGGUAUUGAAUAUUCAUUUUUUUCAACUAUGCCACUGUAAAAGAAAAAAAAAAGAAAAAAGAGAGACAAAGUGCGGAUUAAAAUAUGAACAACUUGAAAACUGC
Molecule: messenger RNA, 3422 nt
Organism: Mugil cephalus (flathead mullet)
Lineage: Eukaryota; Metazoa; Chordata; Actinopteri; Mugiliformes; Mugilidae
Gene: cadm2b
Product: cell adhesion molecule 2b
Exons: 11
Coding region: 407-1633 (408 amino acids)
Source: RefSeq, a predicted model, not a curated record